AUGACAGAUGCUUUCUCUACCUGUCAAAAGAAUGUGCUUCUGGCAAAGAGCCCGUCCACCCAGAUAGAAGGUGUCUUUGCUGCAACCACAGGAAGAUUGGUCCCAGAAGAGCAAGAAGCCCUUCUGCAGCAGUGGCUGAAGGAAGAAGUAGAGAAUUUGCCAGCCAGUGAGAGUGUUCCAGCAGCAAGAAAAGUAUCAGUUACACUCACUAGUGCCUGGUUAGAAGGUUCAGAGCUAUUGAUGACCAGCCUCAGUGACCUGAAUACGUCUCCGGAAGUCACCCAGUGUGCUGAUCAGCAACUCUUGGAGCUAAACACCUUGGCUUCUUCAGAAUUGCAAGAUCAUGCAGUGGCUGAACUGGCAAGAUUACCAGCAGAGGAAACAGCGACUGUAGCAGGCAGUGCCCCUUGGGCAGCUGUGGUGCCACAGACAGAUCACCAGACAGCUGGCUGUGCUGGUAUCAAUGUGGAAGUGCUGAAUGAUGACCCAGCUGUGCUGGCCUGGAGUUUAGCAUGUGAUGCAGAGACAGUGCCACCAGUGCUCCCAGGCCAGCCCAUUCAGGAUGCGGUGCCAUUUUAUCCUGUCCCAACAGAGGUGCCCUACCAUGAGAUCUUAUGGAGAGACUGGGAGGAUCUUUCUGUCCAGCCCUGUGUCUUAGAGCAGGUCUCAAAAAACACUUCUCUCUUUGAAUUUCGAGUCAUGUCUUACAACAUCCUUGCCCAGGACCUGGUGGAGCAGGGCCUUGAUCUCUAUGUUCACUGUCAUCCAGACAUCCUGAACUGGAACUACCGCCUUCCAAACCUUUUGCAGGAGAUCCAGCAUUGGGAUCCUGACGUUCUGUGUCUCCAGGAGGUGCAAGAGAACCAUUACUGGGAGCAACUGGAACCAACGUUCAAGGAGAUGGGGUUUGCAUGCUUCUAUAAGCGGAGAACUGGGACGAAGACAGAUGGAUGUGCAGUGUGCUACAAGCACAGCAGGUUCCAGCUGAUCAGCCUCAGCCCUGUAGAAUACUUCCGGCCUGGUCUGGACGUCCUCAACCGGGAUAAUGUGGGCUUGGUGCUGCUGCUGCAGCCUGUGCUCCCAGAGGAACUAGGUCUGAAGGCAGUCAGCCCUUUGUGUGUGGCCAACACUCAUGUGUUGUUCAAUCCCCGUCGAGGAGAUAUCAAACUGGCCCAGGUGGCCUUGCUGCUAGCAGAGAUUGACAAAAUUGCAAGAACUACUGAAGGCAGCUACUAUCCUGUCAUCUUGUGUGGAGACCUGAACUCUGUACCUGAUUCUCCACUCUACAAAUUCAUCCGAAAUGGUGAACUUUCCUACCAUGGGAUGCCAGCCUGGAAGGUGUCUGGUCAGGAAAACUUUUCCCAACAAUUGUAUCCGCGGAAACUGCAGGCCCCGCUGUGGCCGAGCUCUCUGGGUGUAACAGACAAGUGCCAGUAUGUCGCCCUGUGCCAGCCAAAGAAACUUGCAGGGAGACGUGAAUACAGCCGUGACUUCCUGCUGCAGUUCCGCUUUUGCGAUGUUGCCUGUGAACGACCACCACAGCUGGUCCUCUUGGAAGGUGUGACAGAUGCUAAACCAGACCGCCCUGCACAUUGGCCCAAGCCUGCUGCCAUGGUGAAAGACCGUGAUCCCCAGCCAUUCAUCCCAAGGUGUUCAGGUGUUAUCCAGCAUGGCCUCAACCUGACCUCUGUCUACAGCCACUUCUUGCCACACCGGGGACGCCCGGAGGUCACAACGAUGCCCAUGGGGCUUGGAGCCACUGUUGAUUACAUUUUCUACUCAGCAGAGCCUGUGGAGGACAAGGCGGGUCGCAGGCUGUACAAGGAUGGAGCCCUGAAGCUGCUUGGCCGUCUUUCUCUUCUCUCUGAAGAUGUCCUCUUGAUGGCAAAUGGCUUACCAAAUCCUUUUUGUUCAUCUGAUCAUCUCUGCCUGCUGGCUAGCUUUGGCUUGGAGAUCUCCAGCCUCUGAGAUAGUUAGUGUUGGCUCCCUUUCCCUAAUGAAAAGCUGUUCUUGAUACAGCUGUUAAGACUCUGGAUUGCACAACCUGCUUGCCAGAAAACCCUUUUCCUUGUCAUGCCCUGAAAGUCCUUUUCUCACCUCACACCCUCACUAAAAGCAGGGAUGGGAGAGUUGGAGCUCUUUUUGCAUUGAUAUUUUCUGCAUCUCUGCAAACCUGAACUGUGUUGCCAGUGGGCUGCCAGGUGUUUUCAGGCAUUAGCAUCUCUUAAAGGGAUCCUUGUUUCACUGCCUUGUUUAGCAAGUGUUUUUGUGCUGCAGGAACCAACAUGACUCCCAUGUUUGUUUGUCCCUGUGUGAGAUUUUCAAGGAGCAGAAAGAAGAGGGGCAAUGCUCUCUGCUUUUGGUUAGUUUAAUUGCUACAAGGAGCAUGGGAUGUAUAUGCCAAUACUCUUUCACACCAAAACAAUAGUUCUUUUAAUUUCUCAGUAAUAGUUCAGUACUUUCAGGGCUAGUUGUUGCUUUGCCUUUUAGGUUGGAUCUGCUAACUGCUUAGAAAUGUCUUUUACUUAAUGAUCUGUAAGGGCUGACUUGCUGACAGAAGGGUUUGUGUGGUGUAACAGUUUUUACAAGAAACUGCUUGCUGUGACUAAUGGACCAGGGAAUGGGAUUGCCAGGAAUAGAGCCAGGUGUUCUACAGAGCCACCCACAGCAGCUCUAGAGAAAAAGACUAGAGGCCUUGGGGAUGGCUUCUUUCCUUUCUAGCAGUCUCAGAAUGGUACCUAAUUUGUAAUUUUUAGCAAAAAUAUUUAGGAUCAUCCCAGUGAAUAUCCUGUGGAAAUAAUUACCCUGUAAGGCAUGACAACACUAGAAGGCUAACUGUGAUAACUGUGGUUAUCCCAAAAGAGAAAUGAAAAUGGAAGGCAUGUGAGAGUCAGCAAAGCCAUCAGAUGGAAGAGCUGUUCUUGUCGCUUGCCCUGUUCUUUUUUUCUGUGCACUCCCUAUUGCAUUCAGCCUGCCAGGGGUCAAUAGCCAACCUGUAGCAUCCAUCUGUGCCAGACUGAAGGUUAUGCUGCAUCCUUCUUCUGGACCCAGCCAUAUUUAGGUGUAAAUAGAACCCUUAGGAUCAACUCCUGUCUCUUGACAUGUGUUGGGAGGAAGGGGGAAAGGCUGUGUAACUUGGAGCCAGACUGCAGUCACUUGGAUCCCAGCGUACCUUUGAUGUCCUGUUGGUGUGCUUUUGUAAGCAAUGGCUUGGCCAGUACAAAAGCAGUCGAGCUGUACCUCUUCCUAGAGUAAAUUCUCCAGUUCAGCCUGACAUUUGGUACUCAGUUUUUCCCUAAGAGAUGGAACCAAUAUUGGCAGAAACAUUAUCAAUCUUCUGUUCACAAACAAGUCGGGAAAUCCGGUCCCACCUCAGGUUUUUUGCGGGAAGGUAGGGGAGACUUGAAACAUUGUUUGUUCUUCAUGGUCUAUAUUGAGGGACUUUGAUAUUUUAAAUGUUACUUUCUUUAUUGAAAAAUAAAAUCCUGCUAAUUUAAGAAAAUAUCACAAGUAACUGUGGCACCUUGUAUUUCUGGCAGUUGUACCUCUGAAGACUUCUGGACAAGGCUUUGCUGGCUGCAAGGUGAAAGAGGGCAAAUUGGCUACAUAAGAGAGUAAUGAGGGUUGAAGAGAGGGGAGAAAUAAGCCUAGUUUAAUCUCCCUAAAACCCAGAGGUGGCCUCUUUGGCGUUGGGUUUCUCUUGCCUCCUCCAUUCCUCACCUCACCCCUCCACCCCUAAAAAAAGAUUUGCUUUCAGGAACCCUUGCCCUCCUCCUUAAGAAAGCAGUACUGCUGAUCUUUUACAGCUCACUUCUGUAAACUACAAAAACAAUGUGGGGGCGAGGGCGGGGGAGUUGUGUUCUGUGCCCUUAUGAGCAUGUAAGGACUGCAUAUUCCCCUCUUGCCCUGCCAGAUGGUAUGGUAUUUGUCUGCUGAUGUGUGGAUGGCUUUUGCUACCAUUUGUGAGUUUUUGUAAGUGAACAGGAGUCUCGGGGGAUGUGAAUUAUUUUGCCAGUAGGUAAUAGUUCUGGCAUGGCACUGGUACAUCGGGAGGGGUGGAUGCAGAGGUAUGGCAUUUAUAUGACUACGUUUAUCUCAAUUUCUGCAAGUACUCUUACUUUGAUUUUGUAAGUGGUUGUAUUUAUAAAGAGAGGGAAGGAAAGGGUGAACUGAGGGCUUUGCUUUCUGUCUGGCUCAGAAAGAGGUUGCCAGAAGGCAGACUGGUUGCAGAUGACUCCCUCCUGCUGUUAACAUUGUAAUAGGAACCUUAGAAGACAUUAAAGGUUUAGCAACAACCAACCAAAAGCAUCACAAAAAAAAUUCUGUGACACAUGGUGUUGGCACUUAGAACUUUAGCUUUCUUCUUCUAUUGUAAUUGCUGGUUGAGUCUGAGGUUAGUUGGUGAGGAGGUGUUUAUAUGUGUGUGUGUGUGUGUGUGUGUGUGUGUACGUGUCUAUGAAAGCUGCCAUAAGAGACCCAUAAGGUGUGCACCAUACACCAAGACAUUAACUAGUUGCCCCUGCACUGCCUGAAGCAUCCUGCCAGUCCUGUGAUAUAACUCAGGUGGGGGACCUGUGUUCCAGUAUCAUAAGUGCUUUUUCCAUAUUAUGUAAAUCAAAACCUUGACUUGUGGGCAAAUUGCGUGGAAGCAUCUCAGGGAGGUUUUAAGGUUCCAGCUAUACUUUGCUGGAAAUGUAAUACAGAUCAAACUAAUGCUUUCCCUUUCCAUGCAUGAAAUAAUAUGGUAUGCACUUGGAAUUGUUGAGUUUUUGAAUACUGGAUAUGGAGUCACGUUCAGAGAAACCCCAGGACAAUGUUUACAAAUCCCCUUAUUCUUCUUUCUGGAGGUUAUGGUGCUCCCAGACUGACUUGCAGUUCUCAAAGCCCUGUGCCCUGAGCCAGCAAGUGUCUUGUUGGGCACUUAUAAGUGAAACUAUGGCAGAAAUGCAGGACCAUUGCUAGUGACUGCACAGAGACACAAAGACAUGGUUGAAGACUUGAUCUCUGUGUUUAUCUCUUGUAUGGACUCUUAUGGAGGUGGUCUGUUUCAGGAAAAUAAGAACCCCUGUGUUCUAGAGCAAUUUGGAGUUAAUAUCACAUGGAUCUUGGAGACCUGUGAAUGCCUCUUGACUGCGUGGGAUUAUAGGAGAGGUUUGGAGGUGGGGUGGGUAGAAAGUUCCUAACUAAAAUUGUAACUAGCAUAUAGUUGUUGGGAGAAAAUAAUGUGUUUUGUGAUGCUUUAGGAAUAGCACCCACAGAUAAAAUCAGAGCCUGUGGUAAUGAGCAUUGUAAUGGGAUGCAGAACUGAGACUCCAGAUGUAGCUCUUAGAACUGCUUCUGGACCUAAAUGCAUGAUGAGUUGUCAGUAACACAGUUUUCCGAUGAAUUACAGAGCAGUCUGUAAAUGCUUACGAAAGUAGAACAGCAGUAUCUGCAAUGCUCACAAAGGGAAGGUGGCACAGAGGUAAUUAGCAGCUACAUCACCUUAGUAGUGAUGUAGAGUUCAGGGAGGCUGAUGCUGUUUAGGGAAAGUGAUGCCAGAGACCACUGGCAGUGUGUGUACGUUUCCUGUGAGCAGCCUCCUAAGCUGCAGGAACGUGCAGCUGUAGAGGCAAUCAAGUAUUUGACAAAGUAUCUUUGCUAAAAAAAAAGCUUAGUUUGCACCACAGCUGCUAGGCUGUAUUUAGUUAUGCUGUUUAGUUAGAAAUUGGACUUCCUUCUUUUUCUCAGUUUUAAGUUCAUUGCUUCAGGAGGUUGCCCUUCAUAAUCAGUUUUGCCAAUUACAUGGGAUGGGAGGACUGGUAAACAAUAUAAUUGUUCUAGCUUCUUUCCUGUUCUUAAUAAAUGAAAGUUGGCUGCUGUUUGAGGUCUUCUUUCUCCAUGCUUUUAUCUUAUGAGCUCUCUCUCCAGCAGCUGUUUUCCCAUGACUGCUCUGUCCAGUUAUGUUUCUGAGUUACUGAUGUUUAUUUUUUCUGCAGCUGUAUUUCUUCAGUUAAAAGUUACGGGUGCAAUUCUCUAGGGCUAAAUUUUAUUAUAAAUGCAACAUUUAAAUGGUGUCAAGAUGUAAGACAGUGGUUUCCUCACCCCUGAAGAAUUAAGUGGGAGGAGUGGGAGCUCUGAAACGAACACUUAGAUGGGAGUAACACUUGUUAUAUAAAACAAAAAACCCCAAGUUUCAGAUUUAUUGUUAGUGCUCUGUACACCACCUGCUUUGUGAAAGCAGAACUCGAGAACACUUGACCUUAGUUUCUCUUCUCUGAGGAGUCUCCAAGAGGUCCUAAGAAGUUCAGUAUCUCAGCAGAUCAAGGUAUGAGUCCUGCUCUUAACAGUGUGUUGAUGAUGGUGUUGCUACAGUCCAAUAUCUGCUCCCAUUGCCACCACCUCAGUAUUGAACAUUUAUUGGAUGUACAGUUUAGAAAUUUGCAUGGGUGAUCCAAAUGCAGGUGAACCCUUUUGUUGCUUACCUAAAGGGGGAGCACACAAGUGAUAGUGGGAUACCAUCUCCUUUCAGGCUUCCUGCUGUGUAGACUAAUUGAAUUGCUGGCUGUGACCUGCUUCUUACCAGACUGUAGCUGCCUGUAGUGCUUCCCAUAGCACUGUCAUGCUGAAAUGCAGGUGCUGAACUGAAUAUACUGCAUUGUGUUUCUAAGUAUGAUACUGAGUUUCUGAAGAGAACUCACCUGUUACAAUGAUAACCAAGAUGACAGAUUUAACAGCUGGCAUGCCUCUGACUCCUUUUGUCAGCUGUAAACCUUUGGCGUCUCCUGUCAAGGCAAGUUGUCCUUCA
Messenger RNA from Ficedula albicollis (Collared flycatcher), 6787 nucleotides. RefSeq names its product angel homolog 1 (Drosophila) (gene ANGEL1). The transcript is spliced from 9 exons. Gene Ontology annotation, molecular function: 3'-5'-RNA exonuclease activity. Bases 1 to 1968 code for a protein of 655 amino acids. The record is from RefSeq and is a predicted model, not a curated record. Lineage: Eukaryota; Metazoa; Chordata; Aves; Passeriformes; Muscicapidae.